This is a messenger RNA of Sycon ciliatum, 1526 nucleotides long. RefSeq names its product nuclear receptor 2C2-associated protein-like. The coding region runs from base 136 to 579 and encodes 147 amino acids. The transcript has 4 exons. The record is from RefSeq and is a predicted model, not a curated record. Lineage: Eukaryota; Metazoa; Porifera; Calcarea; Leucosolenida; Sycettidae.
CCUCCUCAAAAGGAGUUCACAAGACUUCUCCGAUUGACUAUUAUUUUUAUUUGUCGCUGUUGGAUGAAAAGACACUGAUUAAAUUCACCAGUAGUUGUAUUUAAGACAUCCAGGCUGUCUGUGUUGCUUUUGUCUAUGAUGGAGAAUGGUCAAGACCCCCUUUCUUUGCUUGCAGAGACGAAAUGCAGUGUUAGUUCAGUGCUGAAUCGUGAUGUGAAGCAAUAUGGCAAACAAUUUCUUUUCGAUGGAGAUGAAGAAACUUGCUGGAAUUCAGAUCAGGGAGAACAGCAACACAUUGCCCUUCAGUUUCCCACUGCAGUUAUAAUCACAUCUGUAGUGAUUCGUUUUCAAGGCGGCUUUGUUGGCAAAGAGUGCCGUGCUGAGGGCCGCUCUGUUGCCUCGUCCAGCAUGUAUCACAUGUGUGAUUUCUUUCCAGAAGACAUCAACGCUGUUCAAAGAUUUGAGAUUACAUGCGCAGAGCCAGUGGAUAGGCUGCGGCUCGUCUUUUCAAGCUCAACAGAUUUCUUUGGCCGGAUCACUAUCUACCACCUCGGUGUCCUUGGCCAUAUGGUAAAAUGAAUGACACACAGACACAUGCUGACCAUGGGCAUUCAGUGAUCUCGCUACAAAGCUCUCGUCCCCGCUGUGUACAUUGUCAGCAGGUAUAGUGGGAUUUGCUGGUACUAGAAUGCAACUAACUUCAGUCCGGCUUUGAAAGCAGUUGUGCAUGAUUGCAAAGGAUGCAAUGUGUUCUUGCAGUGGAAAGUAUGCGAGUUACAUGCUUGCUCUCCUGUGGCCACUAUCUGCGCUUGCAGUAGCCAUCGGUGAAAUAUAUAUCGCGGCGUUGAUCAGGAUAGAGCUGCCAGACCUGGGAAGGCUACACUUUGGCCCGAAUUGUCCUGAGUGGAACAACACACAGGCACUGGCAGUCUAUGACUGAAGAGUUGCACUGGAGAAGUGGAUUGUCACAAUCCUUGCUAGUCAGGUGGACAUUCGCUACGUUUCAGCAAGUUCAUUUACAAGGAAAUUCCCACAUUGAAUCACCAUCACAUGGAUAUAGUGAGCUCUCGUGAGCAGUCCUUCAGGCCCUACGCUUGCAUGAAACUCCCCUGGUGGAGAAUCCUUCGAAUGCAAACAAUAAACCUGGCUAAGUCAAGGCAGUGACUCUGUUGCCUGCACAUUUCCAAUGGCUUGCAGUUGUCAGUCAACAUCAAUGGCACCUGUAAGGUCUGGUGUUGCUUUCCAUUGCCGUUGAAACUCAUCACUGCUCUAUGCUCCCUCUAUGUUUCAUAACACUGGCAAGGAUUUGAGAUCUUUUUUUGCUUGGCAUCCUCAUCAAUUUCAACUUCAAUGCCAGCUCAUUUAUCAUUUUUAAAAGUUCUGUUGCUGUAAGCCUGUAACCAAGUGGAAGCUACCUUCCUUUUGUAUUUGUAUUAGUAUUUAUUUCCUUUUACAUCACAAGUCACUGAUCACGCCCAAUGUUAUGAUGGCAAUGGAAAGAGAAAAAGAUAAGGUAACCUGGAUAA